GGUACAAUAUGGUGUUUACACCGUUUACCGGAGUUGAUAACCAUAAAAAAUGUGUUACUUUUGGAGCUGGUUUGUUGCUUAAAGAGGAUGUGGAGUCUUACAUUUGGGUGUUUCGUUGUUUUCUUGAUGCCGUGGGUCGUGAGCCAAGUUGCAUCAUCACGGACCAAGACCCGUCUAUGCGGAUUGCAAUUGAAAAGGACGUCAAGCAAGGCAAGAUCCCAGAUAGGUAUGUUUGCAGUCGUUGGUGCAGGAUUGCUCUUGUUCAACCAAUGUAUGAGCUUGAAGGGGGUUUGAUCGAGCAAUGUGUUGAGACUGAUGAAAAGAACAUGUCCAUGAAUCAACUUUGGUCUGAGAUUUACUCGUGUAUUUCUAUAGUCGAAGAUCAGCCAGUCCUUCUUCAACAAUUCGUGGAUUUACUAAAACAGCAUAAAGAAAUGCUGCAGUCUUCUUCCCCAAUGAAUAAUGUCAUUCCCUCAAAACAGGACAUGUUUGCAUCGUUUUUGGGCUCUACUGCACCAACCAAUGUCACUGUUCUACCACCGCAACAGGCCAAGAACAAGGGUUCUGGUAAAAGACUGAAAGGCAAGAAAGAGCUUAUGAUUGAUGCAACAUCAAAACCUAAACGUCUUUGUAGAUCCUGCAGUGAAUUGUGUCAUCAUGAUAGUCGAAAUUGUCCGCUCAACAUGUCUUCCUAGUUUUUAUUUUUUUUAAUGCAACACUUUUACACUAUUACUUCAUUACUAUUACCAGUUUGGUUUUCAUUGUUAACAUUGUCACAUUUUGCGCAUUAGUAAA
This is a messenger RNA of Cuscuta epithymum, 795 nucleotides long. Lineage: Eukaryota; Viridiplantae; Streptophyta; Magnoliopsida; Solanales; Convolvulaceae. The record is from the annotation of a GenBank genome assembly.